CAAUAACAACAGAAAUGGCUGACGUGCUGGAAGAUAACAUAGAUACUCCGUCCAUUUUACUACCUUGUGGUUCCUGCAACCGAACUUUCCGUCCUGAGGCACUCUCAAAACAUUCUAAAGUGUGCGAGAAAACGUUGAUGAAGAAAAGAAAAAAAUUUGACUCUUCCAAACAAAGAAUCCAAGGGACUGAUUUAGCUGAGUUUCUUCCAAUCUUGCCAACAUUUAUUAAAAAAACAGACAGAUCACCAAUAAGAAAAACCCAGACACAAGUCAGCAGCACUUCACAGCUUCAAUCCAGUAGCAAGUCUUCCCUGAAAUCACCUAAGCAAGAAAAUACAAAAUGGAGGGAAAAACACAAUGAAUUGGUGCAGACAAUAAAAGCAGCUCGGAUGCCACCGGGGCAGGCUCCUGUCAUCAAGCUGUCUGACCAGGAGGCCUGCCCGUACUGUGAAAGGUCCUUCGGGCCUAAGGCCUACGACAGACAUCUGGAGUGGUGUAAAGAGAAGAUGACCAGGAUACAACCUAAGAGUCCUGCUAGUCAGAGAGCCAAGGAGCGGCUAGAGGCCAGAACUAAGUAUCGAGCCCCUCCAGUUGGCAAAGCCAAGCGUUCAGCAUCAAGAGACAAAAUACAACCUGAAACUUCUCCCCAUGUGAUUCACACUCCCCUUACUCAGAGGAAAACCUACAACAAAACAAAUGUGAUGGAGAGUAGCAGUGUUCCCAACAUAAACCGCAACUUGACGAAAGACACAUCUUUGAGAAAAAGCACUAGAGGCACCAGUGUUACCAGGACUACCCAAGCAUCUAGAAUGAGAUUUCCAAAUGCUGUCAAAAAAGUAGUUACACAGAUAACUAAGAAACGUGUGGGCCCUGGAUCAAACGACUACGACCCGUACAAGUCAGCCGAGCAGCAAAUGCUGGAACUCAUGGAGCCACAUCCUCAGCCACAGCCGCAGAAACUAACCCCCAUUUCCAAAUCACCCUCUCUAGUUUCCUCGCCUACCUCAGCUUUUAGCAAAUUUACCUCUAGUCUAACCCCCGAGCCGCUCUUCAUUUCAGAAAACGACAACGAUACCAUGUCAAAAGUGGAAACCAAAUCCCAUGCUUCAAGUGAAAAAUCAACCCCUCCCCUCACCAUUACUUCUCCGCUGGACAAUUUUUCUAAAGACUCCAACCAAAACACUAUCAACCUGAGUACUUUGAGUCUAUGCUCAACCAUCAGCAUAGAGUCGGUCGAUAGUAACAAAAAUAGUUACAAAAUGGGACACAGUAACAGCGCCAGAGUACCUGAGAAGAAGACUCCGUUGCCUCUGAGGAGGACAGUUUCUGCCGUGGAGUCUCGCAAACCAAGCGAACCCCGUAGGAGUAGGGAUCCCCUCAAGGGUCUACUAAAAAUGGAAGAUUUGCUGUACGGUUCAAAAACCGUCAUUGAGGGGGAAAGAUAUUUCGGUUCACCAAUUAUUACACGACAGACUGAGAAAAAUGAUAACUUCCACAGUUCUUCUGGUUCUUUACACAAAGCGGUGUCCGACACCGAGACUCUAAACGCAGAGCAGGAGCUACUUAAGUCUAUGUCAGAGUUUGAGAAGAUUUUCUCUUCCUCUUCAUCCUCUUCCCCCUCUCCUUCCUCUCCUCCUCUUAAACUUUUUCCUUCCUUGGUUUCUAGUUUCCCGGCGGACCUGAUGGACGUACAAGAUAGGGACUUCUCAAUGAGUCACACUGGUGGACCAGACUCCGCUUAUAGCAGCCUGAACCGCAAGUCGCCAGUGGGAGGAGAGCAGGAGACUAAGGAGCAAGAAGUGGCAAGGUUCUGUCACGAGUGUGGAGCUAAGUAUCCUGUCUUGGCCGCCAAGUUCUGCUGCCAAUGUGGAGUAAGACGACUAGUCAUCUAGCCUAACCUAACCUAUCAUUCCACAUCAGCACAGAUACGACUCUACAUUGAGAAAAUUCCAUAAUGUACACUACACACUUUUAUUUUACAUCCAUUAUGUGCCAUUAAAUGUUUUCAUUUGGUUUAAAUA
Macrosteles quadrilineatus (aster leafhopper) is the source of this 2021-nucleotide messenger RNA. RefSeq lists its product as uncharacterized. The record is from RefSeq and is a predicted model, not a curated record. NCBI's taxonomy places the organism in Eukaryota, Metazoa, Arthropoda, Insecta, Hemiptera, Cicadellidae. The transcript has 9 exons. The coding region runs from base 15 to 1892 and encodes 625 amino acids.